Molecule: messenger RNA, 5906 nt
Organism: Girardinichthys multiradiatus
Lineage: Eukaryota; Metazoa; Chordata; Actinopteri; Cyprinodontiformes; Goodeidae
Product: fibroblast growth factor 6-like
Exons: 3
Coding region: 1001-1627 (208 amino acids)
Biological process (GO): positive regulation of cell population proliferation; positive regulation of protein phosphorylation; regulation of cell migration
Cellular component (GO): cytoplasm
Molecular function (GO): fibroblast growth factor receptor binding; growth factor activity
Source: RefSeq, a predicted model, not a curated record
GUGUUCUCUGUUCCAGGGAAAAGACGGUAGCCUUUCCUGCAGGGAAUGGCAUCCUGAGGAGGGAAUGUAGACCAUUUUGUGACGGGACUCAUUCUUCUCAUACGUCUUUAAUAUGUUUGUUAACCUACAGACAAACAUAACAGGGAUGUGCAUUUAAGACCUUAAAGACUAGAAUCUGAUUGGAUCUUACUGAAGGGCGUUUUAGAGGGUCUGGUGACACCGCGGGUCUUGACCCCCAUGACCUCUGCGCACUGAGGGCUCUCGGCCGCACCUAAUAUGUCAGUUUUGUCAGAGAAAAAAACAUUUUUGUUGGGAAAAGUUCCUGAACUGCGCGGCUGAAGAAGUGUGGCCGACUAGAGCCCCGUCAUUUCUCUCCGGUGACAAGUGGGCCUGUUUUUACACCUUCAUUCUAAAUAAGGAAGCUGCCUGACAGACAUAUGACCGCCCGAUCCAAUUUGGGAGCUGCCCCUGCGCCCCAUCACGUCCCAGGCCGUUGAUCGCCACCAAUCGGCGUCCUGCUGCUCCAGUCCAACAGUGACAGCCGGCUGUUCCGCCUCUGCCCAACACCGACUCGGUGUUUUUCCUCGCUGCCUCCGUUAUUAGCCGAGCGGUGAAGUCACCAUGAUGUCAUCCUGGGAUGGUGCAGCCUGGCCGAGGUAGAAUCAGGCGUUUCGGUGACUGACAGCCCGGAGGAUUUAUUGUGAACUCUAACCAAGACAGAGACCAUCAGAGGCGAGAGAGAGAGAAGAGAGAGAGCGGGGCGCGGAGGAGCUACAAAACAUGGUAAUCACCACCACCAACAUCUCCAUCACCUCCAGCUCCACCGCGCACUCUCCCGUCUCCUCUCCUCCUCCUCCUCUCCUGGGUUUGCGUUUCAUGCCCAGAGCCCUGAUCUGCUCACCAAAAAUAACCCUCAGCCAGCAUGCCGAAGGAAGCAAAACAAGAAGAGCGGUAUUUUUAGGGUCAUUAAUUUCAACCACGUGGCCCGAAGGUAAACCGGAUGGCCGCUGCGCAAAGGCUCCUCGUCAGUAUGUCCUGCGAGGCCGGCACGCCGCACUGGACGCUGACCGCGGCGCUUCUCCUGGGCUUUCUGCUGGGGGUCGUGUCAGCGUACCCCUUACCGAGCGGCAGGACGGAUGCAACUUUGCUGGAGAAGCGAUGGGAGACCCUGUUCUCCCGCUCUGUGCUGGGGAUCUCCGGGGAGAAACCGGAGCUGAACUGGGAGACUGACUACCUGCUGGGCAUCAAAAGAGUGCGGAGGCUCUACUGCAACGUGGGCAUCGGGUUUCACCUUCAGGUCCUCCCCGACGGCAGGAUAAACGGUGUACAUAAUGAGAACCAGUACAGUCUGAUAGAGAUCUCUACGGUGGAGAGAGGAGUGGUGAGCCUGUAUGGGGUGAAGAGUGAGCUGUUUGUUGCAAUGAACAGCCGUGGAAGGUUAUAUGGAACGACAGUCUUCCAUGACGAGUGCAAGUUCAACGAGAGCUUGCUCCCAAACAACUACAACGCCUACGAGUCUCUGCUUCACAGAGGAUCCUACAUAGCACUGAGCAAGCAUGGCCGCCUGAAGAGGGGCAACAAAGCCACUACUGCCAUGACUGUGACGCACUUCUUACCCCGAAUAUGACGAGAAGAGAAAAAACUGGCAAUAACGAACUUAUUUGCACAUGUGGAUUAUUAUUAUCCCAGGUAACUCAAAUAUCAUAUUCGUAUGUACAAACACGAAAACACAACAUGGACUGCAAAAGAAUGAAACAGAGCUAUAUCUGAUAUUUAUUCAAACUUUCUAUGUAUAUUUGGGUAGCUGACUUUGUAUUAGAAAUGACUGAAAUGCAUUCUGUGCUGCUUCCAUGAGUUUUAUCAUCUUGUGAUGUGAAGGAGAGGGCGUUGGGGUUUGGCUCUUCAGUUUUUCUUGGUGCUCGCUGGAAUCGGUUGAGUCCUCGCCCUGACGGUGGACGACAGUUCAUCUUGUUUGGAAAGAAAGAUGGAAUUACUUCAAGGAACCAUAAUGAUUGGCAAAAUGUAGAAAUAUACAUGACAUUUCCACAAAGCCUGUUUACUUUAACAUAUUUAGCUGUGAUCCAUCAGAGAGACCGUGAAGGACUGUCCCGUCGCUGUCAAGGGCAAAUGGAGAACUUGCAAACUAGUUGGUGGUUUUUCUUGCUUCGUCAUGAGGUGGCUGUGCCUUGAAUUCCUUCUUAUGGCCCCCUCACCAUUGCACGCGAGAAAUGUGGGUCUCGAGUCAGAAAUAGGAACGAUGCGCAAGUCAUCGCUCCCUAAGACAACGCUGGGGGGCUUUAGCCCAAUUCCUCGAGGGUCUGAGGUUUCUCCACUUUUUUUCUCCUUCUAUAGUUAGAUCAAUUGAGUAGUUGAGACUCUAUGCUGCACAGGAUCCAAUGGAGCCUCUUGGAAAGUUAAUUUCAGACCAGCACCUGAUCCUCCAUCCCCUUACAUUAUGUCCAAGAGAGCUUUGACAAUCCCAGGUUGCAUUUUGAAGAGUUUUGUGCGGCCAGCCUGAGUGUGUGACUGUGUACUGAAUGUAUGAGUGUGCAUUUAUUUAAAAUAUACAUGUUUAAGUGUUUCACUUUAAAAUGUUUAAGUCAUGUGCUCUUUAUUGAGAGCAAGUCAGUGUAGCAAAGGAUCAUAGAUGUGAAGCGUUUAGGUCUCCUGAAUGUUACUUUAUCCUCAGCCUUAUUUAUUUAUUUUUAAUUUUUUAAGAGUAAAACGAAGCUAUCUGACAAGUUUAAUGGCACUUAAACUAGUGAGUUAAUGCAUUCUGUAGUCAUUGGUGAUUAAUAAUCCCUGUGAUUUAAGCUAAAUCUGCAGUUUGGUAUUUAAAAUGUUAUUUCAGGCUUUUAAUGCAGCAUAAUUUACUUAAAUUCAUGAAAUGCUCACACUCUUCCCUCAAAUGCUGUAGCUUUCUGGAAGGAGAAAAGCAGUUCUGACUGUUUGUUUGACCUGGACAGGUCACCUGUAAUGUGUGGAUUUAAAUACCUGAGCGGCCACCAGACUCUCAGGCUCCUCCAGAGGGUGAAUGCACAGCCCCCUGAGAAUGUUACACAUCUGAGCCACUUUUGAACCACAGUCAGAGAUUUCUGUCCUCUGUGCUUCUCUCAUGUUGGCAUUUCGUUCAUGUCCACCUCGUGGUAACCUCUGACCCCAAGCUCUGCACCUGUUCCUGCUGUUCUUGGAAAAGACAGGGCUGGGAUACAAAUAAGGACCUUAUAGGUUUUCAGUUCAUUACACAGAUUGUAAAAAGGUGCAUUUGAACUGGAUUUUACUUUAUUUUGGGUCUUGUUCUGAAAUAUCUCGUACAUACAGAGCUGUGCAAAAGUAUCCCCCCCAUCAAUUAACCACAUUUUUGGUUCAGGUUUACCAAAAACACUCAGCUCUGACUACUGUCUGACUUGUAGGAUUAAGAAGUGACUUAAAUAAAACCUGUCUGACAACGGGAAGUAGGCUAAAGGAUCUUACAUUAUACCUCAAUCUGCAGAAAGUUCAGACCAUAUGAGUCUCUGACAUCUAUCAGGCUUACAGAGACAUUUCUAAGACUUUGGGACUCCAGAGAACCACAGUGAGAUCCAUUUUCCACACAUGGAGAGAACAUGGAACAGUGCAGAACCUUCCCAGGAGAGGCUGGCAACCAAAAUUACUCAGAGUUUAUAGACCGCUCAUCUAGGAGGUUGGAGAAGAACCCAGAACAACAUCUAAGGUUCUCAAUAUAGGUCAGAGGUCAUGAUUCAAUGAUUAGGAAGUGAGACAUGGGCAAAGAUGGCCUCCAUGGGAGAAUUCCAAGGCCAGAACCACUGCUGACCCAGAAGAACACAAAGAACCAUCAUACAUUAACCAAAAAACAACUUGGUGAUCCCUGAAACUUCUGGGAAAAUAUUCUGUGGACUGACGAGACAAAAGUGAAUCUUUCUGGAAGAUCUGGUGUAAAACUAACAGGAUUUCAGGAAAGAACAUCAGACCUUCAGUCAAACAUGGUGGUGGCAGUGUGAUGGUCUGGGGCUGGUUUGCUCUGGACACUGGCUGUAACUGAUGGAACCAUGAAACCUGCUCUAAAACAGGAAAUACUGAAGGAGAAUGUCCGACCAUCAGUUUGUCACCUGGGUUCUGUUGCAGGGCGAUGAUCCAAAGGAACCAGCAGGUCCACCUCUGAAUAAUGUAAAAAAAAAAUUAAAGUUUUUGAAUUGACCUAUUCAAAGUCAGGACCUAAAUCUGAUCGAGAAGCUGAGGCAUGAUCUUAAACUGGCCGUUGAUGCCAGGCCAGUUUUUACUCAGAUUAUCUUUGUCUGAUUAUAACAUUUAGUUUGAUGAUCUCAAACAUUUAAGAUGGAGAAAAACAGCAAAAACAGAUGACAUCUGUUAGGGGGUAAAUACUUUUCAUUGUACUGUAUUUGGGGUAGUGUACAGGAAGGGCGGCUGGGUGAAAUGAUGUCAAAAGGUAGCAAAACGCCUGUAGACAUGCUGUGAUAUUUUACUUCCUGUCUUCUCCAGCAUCACUGUAACACGAACUGCUGCUUCUGUUUGGAAGCAGAGAGGAAUGAAUGGAAGCUGUAUGUUCAGACAGUUCAUCUGCUGAUGCACCCUGGUCCUUUCAUAGCAGACAGAUGAAGAAGAGUUUAGUUUGAGUCAUUUUGUAGCAGAAGGUCCAGUAAAGUGGAUCACGAUCUUCCAGUAGAGAGGUGAUCAUGAGGAGGACUGAAAACUGUGACUCCCAGAUCAACAUUUCGCCUUGAUCCUAUCAGCCUGAUCAGAAUUCAGUCACAUGCAGCUUCUUGUUUUAAUUUUAUUUUCUGAUUUAUUUAAAUGAAGGUGCACAUUUUUGUCAUUUAUUGAGUGCAGUUCUCUGUGCAGGAGACAUUUUCCCCUGACUUUAUCUAAAAUAAGCUGAAAUGGAAUAUCUGUCAGCUUCUCUAUGUUAUUUCUGGUUCUUCAGAGGAAUCUGUCAGCCGAGUAGCAGAAUGGAAACUAGAAGGAAUGAUCUGAUUGAAGUUGGUAGAUUUGACAUAAAAAGCAUCUUUGGUUGUUGCAUGAUGUUUUUGUGAAGCAGGAAGGUUUGUGUACUAAAGCGGGACUACAAGAAGGUAAUUAGUGAUGAGAAAACAUCACUUUGCUUCUUUAAUUCCUCAUGAUUCAUGUAGAGUUUUGAAUGAGUGAGGUAAGUCUUACCCCUUCGAUUAAAUAUCCAGUGUCUGGAUUUGUGCUGGUUUUAAAAUGUGCUGGUCUGGAAGGAACUGGAGGUCAGCGGCUGGUCUGGGAUCAGUGUAUGCGUGUCCCUAUGAGCCGGCCAUAUGUUUUUUUGUGUUUCUCUCUCAGUUUUCUAUUCCUGCACUGAGGGGAGUGUGCUUCCUCUGAGUCCCCCCACCUCUUUCUUAGCAUAUACCUCACCUCCUGCCUUAGUUCCGAUUAUUGAAAUGAUUGAAAAUUAGUUUGAAAACAGACUUCUUCAAUCAUUUGUUUCUGAAAAAGAAUAUGACAAGUGAGAAAAAUACUAUAUUGCAAAUGGUUUUCCUUUUAUUUUUGUACGUAUGUGCUGUGCACAGCAGUCAACUGUAUUCCUGAGAUGACAAUAAAAAACGUUUUUUUUAAAUCUUUUGCAAUGGAGUUGUGUGUUCCAGUUAAUUUAAAUGAACAGAUAUUAGAUCUGAGGAAAAACUCCAACUUCCAACUUAGCUGUUAAAGUCAGUAUGGAGCGCCCUCUCCUGGUCAAAAGCUUGAAGUAGAUCAACAGAAACGGAACAUUUGUUAUUGAACUAAUUUGGGGGUUUUUAUUAUUAAUACAAAGUUGAACAAACACACCAUUCCAUUGAGACAAGAUUUCAUAUUUAUUUCUAAACAUCUGGAUUAUUAGGCUUAGUCAUGAAUGCAAAUAAUUAAUAAAUAUUUGUAGAAAAUAUUAA